Molecule: messenger RNA, 1758 nt
Organism: Cicer arietinum (chickpea)
Lineage: Eukaryota; Viridiplantae; Streptophyta; Magnoliopsida; Fabales; Fabaceae
Product: cytokinin hydroxylase
Molecular function (GO): heme binding; iron ion binding; oxidoreductase activity, acting on paired donors, with incorporation or reduction of molecular oxygen
Source: RefSeq, a predicted model, not a curated record
UAUAAACUUAAAAUAGUGAGACAAGGAGAGAGAUAGAACGAUAAUAUACAUAAUUAUCUUUAUAAAACAAAAUGGGGUUUAUAGGGCUAUGUGGCAUUUUCAUUGUCAUGUUGUGCCUCUUGAUACUAUCAUUUUCUUGGUGGAUUUUCCCUAUCCAAAAACAUAAGAAACUUAAAAGAAAUGGGUUUGGAGGGCCAACUCCAAGCUUUCCACUUGGAAACAUUAAAGAGAUGGGAAAAAAGAAUAUUAGCAUUCAAUCUUUAGUUGCAUCCACAAAUCUCACUCAUGAUAUUCACUCAAACGUUUUUCCCUACUUUUCAACUUGGCAAAAAUCACAUGGUAAGGUGUUUGUGUACUGGCUAGGAACAGAACCAUUUUUGUACAUUGCAGAGGCAGAAUUCUUAAAGAAAAUGUCAACAGAGGUAAUGGCUAAGAGAUGGGGAAAACCAAGUGUGUUUAGAAAUGAUAGAGACCCUAUGUUUGGAAGUGGAUUGGUUAUGGUCGAGGGCAACGACUGGGUUCGUCACCGCCGUAUUGUUGCCCCCGCAUUCAAUCCUCUUAAUCUCAAGGUGAUGGCAAACAUGAUGGUCGAGUCAACAAAUGAAAUGAUAGAUAGAUGGAGUAGCCAAAUAAACUUUGGCAACCAUGAAAUUGACGUGGAAAGAGAAAUUAUAACAAUAGCCGGAGAAAUCAUAGCAAAAACAAGUUUUGGUGUGGAAGAUGAAAAUGCUAGAGAAGUGUUUCAUAAACUAAGAGCCUUACAAAUGACUCUCUUUAACACUAAUCGAUAUGUAGGGGUUCCCUUUGGCAAAUACUUUAAUGUCAAAAAAAAUCUUGAGGCUAAAAAACUUGGCAAAGAAAUCGACAAACUCUUAAUGUCCAUUGUGGAAGCUAGAAAAAAUUCACCUAAAAAGAAUUCUCAAAAAGAUUUAUUAGGGUUGUUGCUUCAAGAAAAUAAUGAAGUGGGAAAAUCAAUAAAGACAUUCACAACAAGAGAAAUAGUUGAUGAAUGCAAAACUUUCUUUUUUGGUGGACAUGAAACAACAGCACUUGCUAUCACAUGGACUUUGUUGCUUCUAGCCACACAUGAAGAUUGGCAAAACCAAUUAAGAGAAGAGAUAAAAGAAGUAGUGGGAAACAAUGAGCUUGAUAUCACUAUGCUUGCUGGUCUAAAGAAGAUGAAAUUGGUGAUGAAUGAAGUUCUAAGACUAUAUCCACCAGCUCCAAAUGUGCAAAGGCAAGCAAGGGAAGACAUUCAAGUUGAUAAUUUAAAAGUACCUAAUGGAACCAACAUGUGGAUCGAUGUAGUAGCAAUGCAUCAUGACCCUGAAUUAUGGGGAAAAGAUGUGAAUGAGUUCAAACCGGAGAGGUUCAUUGAUGAUGUGAAUGGUGGAUGUAACCACAAAAUGGGUUAUUUACCAUUUGGAUUUGGAGGGAGGAUGUGUGUUGGUAGAAACUUGACAUUUAUGGAGUACAAGAUAGUAUUAACAUUACUUCUAUCUAAGUUUAGUUUUAAGGUUUCACCAAGUUACAUUCAUUCACCAUCUAUCAUGCUUUCCUUAAGGCCCAUUCAUGGACUUCCACUUCUUGUUCAACCCCUAAAUUAAUUAGAAGGCUUUAAGAGGAGCUCAAUAUUGUUAAUGUUUUUUAAAUCUUGAAAUUCUUUUUUACUCAUUUUUUUAUAGCAAUCCCUUUGCUUGCUUUAUUAUAUAUUGUACAUGUUGGAAAUAUCUAUAAUAAGAUCCACAAAUUAUUUUC